Molecule: messenger RNA, 1533 nt
Organism: Penaeus monodon (black tiger shrimp)
Lineage: Eukaryota; Metazoa; Arthropoda; Malacostraca; Decapoda; Penaeidae
Product: cellular tumor antigen p53-like
Biological process (GO): regulation of transcription by RNA polymerase II; apoptotic process
Cellular component (GO): nucleus
Molecular function (GO): RNA polymerase II cis-regulatory region sequence-specific DNA binding; DNA-binding transcription factor activity, RNA polymerase II-specific
Source: RefSeq, a predicted model, not a curated record
GACAAGUUAUUAUAAUUAUUUAACGAGAGAACAGUUGGAUGUAUGUACAGUACGUGUUCAGGCAUGUAUGUGUGCGUUCUGGGCGAUUGUUCAGGUACUAUCUGGCAUCUGUUCAGAGGGGGGGAGGGAGAUACUGGCGUAAGCAAGUCUUACUCACUCGCACGAUAGACUCAGAAAAUCGCGUUUCCUCCCCAUUUCUCCCAAUUUUCCCCCACGGCGAGUGGAGAGGUAGUAGAUAACCAGAAUGCAUAGGGAAGCUCGGCGAAGGAUACGAAAUCGGGGAGCUAGGGCGUGUAGGAGAACAAGCGAAAAGACCGUGCAAUAGGUUGUUACAUGUGGAAACUCGUCCCGAACGUGAAUGGCCGAGGGACCUCUCGCGAGGCUAGAAGGCCGGCCUUUCUCGAACGUUACCUACUUUACUUUAACAUAUUUAUUUCGCAUACUUUGUCCUUCACCUUCACCUCUAGAAGAAUUUCGAAGUACGCCACGGAAGUGUUGUCCGCAUGAAUGGGGAUCAUAGCGAGCGUGGUAUACGCUGGCCAUGCUAGAAAUAAUGUACAUGGAAAAGAAAACAUGGUCGUCUCCAACUUGUCGGCCUCUGGUUCAUACUUGUCUAGUUGGCAGAAGUUCGUUGCUUUGAAAGUUUGCGUUUGUGGUGUUGUGAGAAGUUAUUUGCGGUUAUUUUCCUGUCUCUUCGCUCUGUUUCGAUUCUCCUGCGUAUCUCCCGUUUCUUUCGUCAUCGAAGGUGAUUUCGUUUCGCUUGAAAGGCCACACGUGCUCGCAGAGAAGACAGGGUCGCGUUGGCGGAGGAGAGAGAACGAGCGAGCGAGUUCGGUGGCGCAGUGCAUGGCGUGGCGGGGCUGCUCGUGCGGCGGCGGCGGCAACAUGCUGGAACGUGCAAGGAGGAUGGGGGCAGAGCAGGCGUUCACCCUGCCAGGGAUCAGUAUCAAAUGAUUACGGCUUUCUCAUGAUUGUGGAAUUACCUGGGAAGAAAUAAAGUAUAAGGGGUAAUAAGCGCAUCGCCAAAUACCUGUUCUACGCGGCUGAAUAGAUAUGCUUGGUAUCAUUGGUAUAGCCAAGUACGAAAUUUCACAAAAGGAAAGUACAUAAUACCUGAAGAGCUUGCCCGCAAGAUACACCGAAUCCACGGAGAUGAAAGGAGCUGCAGGAACACCCCUCGACCACUGCAGGAGUGCGAGGAUGAGGUCAAAGAAGGUUCCGAGCAGGGCGCAAGGCAUGGAGGGCGAGAGAACAGGACCUACUUUGGUGAGCAAGGCCACAAACACUGCAGGACACACAUCGACAGUCCUCAGAGGGGGCAGCGUAGGGAGAGUAGCGGAAACGCCCUCCCUCCUGAAAGCACAGCUGGGUCGGGGUUCCGUCCCAGGACGCGGUCCAGCCUUCAAGAAAGAGUCCCUGGGUGUGAGCAUGGCGUCGCCUCCGGCAGAUCCAAAGGACAUGGAAACUCAGAAGGCUCAGGAGAAGCUCAGGCACAUCGAAUCCUUGGGGAUUAUCAAGAUCGAGAAAGAUGAG